Messenger RNA from Telopea speciosissima, 2612 nucleotides. Its product is annotated as probable xyloglucan glycosyltransferase 6. Bases 59 to 2104 code for a protein of 681 amino acids. The record is from RefSeq and is a predicted model, not a curated record. The transcript is spliced from 5 exons. Gene Ontology annotation, molecular function: glycosyltransferase activity. Gene Ontology annotation, cellular component: Golgi apparatus. Lineage: Eukaryota; Viridiplantae; Streptophyta; Magnoliopsida; Proteales; Proteaceae.
AUGCCUCUUGCACAGACAAAGAGAAAGAGAGAGAGAUCUUGAAUUGCUUCGAUUGCCUAUGUCUCGACAACCCAAUUACGAGUUUCAGGAAUGGUGGAACAAAGAGAAAGAGAGGAAUCACGUAUUGUUCUCAGACAAAUCUGUAAACCCUAACUGGUCUACGGUUGAAAUCGAUAGCCCUACCAGUCUUGCUGAUACUUCGGUGGAGAAAGAUCGAAGCCGGAACGCUCGCCAGCUCUCCUGGGUUUAUAUUCUCAAAUUCCAACAAGCCUUCAAUGGUCUCAUCUGGAUCACCAAUGGAUUCGUCUCUCUUAUACGGACUGCCAAUCGGAGAAUCAAAUCGUAUUCACCUUCGAGGACUGAAUCUCGGCUUUAUAGGGUUAUUAAGGUCUUCUUGGUUAUUGUUAUUUUGUUACAGUUCUUUGAGCUCGUAGCUUACUUCAAAGGAUGGCAUUUCAGUCCCCCUUCAAUGGAAGAAGCUUUGGGUUUGGUCGAGCUUGUAUAUGCGACUUGGCUCUCUGUGAGGGUGAACUAUCUAGCCCCACCGUUGCAGGCUUUGGCCAAUGUUUGUAUUGUUCUGUUCUUGAUUCAGUCCGUGGAUCGGAUCAUUUUGGUUCUUGGGUAUAUCUGGAUCAAGUUUCGAAGGUUGAAGCCUAUACCACCAAUGGAGUUCUCUGGGGAUAUCGAAAACAAGAAUGCUGAGGAUUAUCCGAUGGUGUUGAUACAGAUUCCGAUGUGUAACGAGAGGGAGGUUUAUCAGCAAUCAAUUGCAGCAAUAUGCAUACAGGACUGGCCGAGGAACAGAAUGCUCAUACAAGUUUUAGAUGACUCUGAUGAUCUGGAUGUCCAACAUCUUAUCAGGGCUGAAGUACAGAAGUGGCAACAGAAGGGUGCAAGGAUUGUGUACAGACACCGUCUUAUACGCACAGGCUACAAGGCUGGGAACCUCAAAUCUGCAAUGAGCUGUGACUAUGUAAAGGAUUAUGAGUUCGUGGCAAUCUUUGAUGCAGAUUUUCAACCUGGACCAGAUUUCUUGAAGAAAACUAUCCCCUAUUUUAAGGGGAAUGAUGAUCUAGGAUUAGUCCAGACAAGAUGGGCCUUUGUCAACAAGGAUGAGAACUUGCUUGCAAGGUUGCAGAACAUAAAUUUAUCCUUUCACUUUGAGGUUGAGCAACAGGUUAAUGGUGUAUUUAUCAAUUUUUUUGGUUUCAAUGGAACUGCUGGUGUAUGGAGGAUCAAAGCUCUAGAAGAAUGUGGUGGUUGGUUGGAAAGAACAACUGUUGAGGACAUGGAUAUUGCUGUCCGUGCUCAUCUUUGUGGGUGGAAGUUCAUAUAUCUAAAUGAUGUUAAGAGCCUUUGUGAACUCCCAGAGUCCUAUGAGGCAUACAAGAAACAGCAGCACCGCUGGCAUUCAGGUCCAAUGCAGCUGUUCCGGUUAUGCUUCUUUGACAUCCUUCGCUCAAAGAUUAGUUGGGCAAAGAAGGCCAAUUUAGUAUUGCUUUUCUUCCUUUUACGGAAGCUCAUCCUGCCUUUCUAUUCGUUCACCCUCUUCUGCAUUAUUCUCCCAUUGACUAUGUUCCUGCCGGAAGCUCAGCUACCAGCCUGGGUAGUGUGUUAUGUGCCUGGACUGAUGUCCUUCUUGAAUAUUCUUCCAGCACCAAGAUCUUUCCCAUUUGUUGUCCCUUACCUUCUAUUUGAGAAUACUAUGUCUGUAACAAAGUUCAAUGCCAUGAUAUCUGGACUGUUCAGAUUGGGAAGUUCCUAUGAGUGGGUAGUUACUAAGAAGUUGGGAAGAUCAUCGGAGACAGAUUUAAUUGCCUUUGCUGAAAAGGAAUCUGAUCCUCAAGCAGAAAUGAACAGUCUCCACAGGGCCUCUUCGGAUUCAGGCCUCUCUGAGCUGAACAAAAUAGAGUCGAGGAAAAAAACCAGCAAGAAGAAGAGGAACCGUUUGUACAGGAAGGAACUUGCCCUUGCAUUUAUUUUGUUAACCGCUUCUGUGAGAAGCUUAUUGUCCUCCCAGGGGAUUCACUUCUACUUCCUAUUGUUUCAAGGGAUCACAUUCCUUGUAGUUGGCCUCGAUUUGAUUGGAGAGCAAGUCAGUUGACAUUCAUUACUCUUUUCAUGGUGGUGAAAGCUUUUCCAAGGUUGUCUCAUUUAAUUGGUUCUCAUGGAAAUAGAAGACUGAUGAGAAAUCAAAUUGAGCACACUUUUAACAUCCAUCACUAAAGUUCCAAUAACCAGAGCCUUUGAUGUUCGUACAUUCUCUGGUGGUAUUGGCACACAAUUGAAGCUCCAAGGAUAGUAUAUCCAGUCUGCAAUUGCCUGCUUGUCACGUAAGCAUUCUAUUUAUUGACUGCAAGUGAAAGGAUUGUUAUGUGAAUUUGUGCCUAGUCACAGUGCUGUAUAUUGUAAAAGUAUGUCCAGGUCUCAGCAAUGGGAAAGAGGCUUUGCAAAAUAUACUGAGAGAGAGAACAAAUGUAUACUUUGUGCCCAGCCAGUGUGUUUGCUGUAAUUUUCUGCACAUUUGUUUGCCAUUUUAAACAAGGCAACCGGGGAUUUUUAAAUGUCAUUUUUUGGCCAUCAUUGAAUGAUUCAAUCAUAUUUGUUUUUGG